Molecule: messenger RNA, 905 nt
Organism: Chaetomium fimeti
Lineage: Eukaryota; Fungi; Ascomycota; Sordariomycetes; Sordariales; Chaetomiaceae
Exons: 1
Coding region: 335-658 (107 amino acids)
Source: RefSeq, a predicted model, not a curated record
GGGAGGAUUCCAUUGGUUGACUUGAUGCUUCCGCUUCGUCGAGACGAUCCUCUUGGGAUCUUGAUGUCAUGAUGAUUGUGGCAACCUCCACUAUUGGAUCAUCAGAGGCCAACUAGAGACCCUUAAAACAACUCAUGUACUUCGUAGACCGCGUGGGAUCACUCGGCACAGUUCAUAGUUAUAUGCAUUGCUCAACCUCCCAGGCCUCCUUCCAACUUCAUACCGUGGGGGUACCAAGCGAACACAAUCCAUCCAUACCAGCCAUCCUCGACCCCAGUCCCAACCAACUUAAAACACCACCACACACCACACCCCCGUCCCCCCAAACGCCAACAUGUCCAACCUCCUCGCCACCCGCAAAGUCCCGCUGAUGAUCGCCGCGGGCGUCUUUGGCGGGCUGCUGUACACGACCUACGGCGGGGUGCAGCAGCCGCGGCCGCGGUCGACGCACGACAACGCGCACGACGCCACGGGCGGGACGCUGUCGGAGGCCGCGCAGGCCGCCGCCGGCACGGGCGGCGCGCGCGCCCGCAGCGGCGACGACAUGGAGGCCCUGCGCCAGUAUGACCCGAAAGAUACCAGGCUGCAUAGCAAGGACCCGGGCGCGCAGAGUAAAAGGGAGCCGGGUAAGGUUAGGGGGGAGGAGGUUGGUGCGUGAGCGAGAUGGGGGGGAGGAGGGGGAUUGGUGGUUGGUGUUGAGGGCUGUGGUUGUCUUGUGAUCAUGGUGGAUGGGGGGACGGUACAAAAGCGAGAGGUUAUUUUCGUUGUGUGUUAGUUGCUGGCGGGCGAUGUUUUCAGUUCGUGCAUCAUGGUACUGGCGUCCUCUCAAGCAUUGUUGACAGAGUUCAAAAUAGUCAUAAAGUCGCUUUUAGGAUACAAAACAAUAAUACUCCAUCCCUAAACAC